GUUCUCUUUGUCUUUCAUUCACUUUCACCUCAGUGACGACUAAGCAUGAUCCUCCUACUUUCUUUUAAUCUUUCUCUUCUCCUUUUCUCCUCAUCUUUUACAUAUUCCCUACCUGCCAAUACUUUUUCAAUAUUUAACAGUAUCAACGCAUAUUCACAAUUCUACGUCACAGGGAUCAUAAUUCAGCUAGUGGUCCUAUUGAGUCUCAAGUCAAGUGAAAAAAGGAGCAUCAGAAUGGGACCUGAAAGCGACUCAGAUGACGAGCAAGUCAGCAUUGACUAUGCCGCUAUUCUAGGUGAGAAACACAACCUCCACCCCCCCCAAAAACCCUUUCUCAGACGGACCCUAAUAUAGCCACAUGAAAGGAGAGAAUAUAACAAAUACAGCAGAGGAUACAAGGGGUAAAAAAGAUGGCAAGAUAAAAGCACCAACACAGAAGCAACUGAUGAAUGAUCUUAAACUUGGAAGUAAGGAAGAAUGGAAAGAAUGGAUACAAUCGAACCUCUUCGCACCGUUCUGGGCAGAACUCUGGAAUGAUUGGAUCAAGAACCAGUCCGCGGAUAGAGGGCCGGGUCUGAGGAUUAUCCAAGGGAGGAUGGCUGCUGGGGAGAGUAUGGGAAGAACAAGGUAUUCCGCCAGGAUCAGAAAUAAAGAGGGCUGGGACGAAGCCGAUCACCUUGCCUGCUUUGUGUGGUGGGUGAAACAUGAGAAUAAGAGAUCAAGCGACGGGGUUUUCUUUAACAGAAACCUCAGUGACAGUGAGAUGGAUCAAAUUGUCUGGGCCUUGAAGGAAUGGUGCAGACAUCUUCAUACACCCAGCUACAUAUCAAAACCGACUGGAGGAACUGCAUUGUUUGGAACAUCCCGAAGGAGCGGGGAGCGCAAGAGCAAGAGCAAGACAGAGGAUAGUGUAACAGGGGAGAGCAAAAAGCAAAAGACUGGCAAAAAAAGGAAGAAAACUAAGGAAAUAAGUGAUAGCGAUCUUAGCGACAUCAGCGACAUCAGCGAUCUUAGUUGCGAAGUCAAGGGCAAGACUGUAACAAACAAGAAAUGGGAGUAUGAGAUCUUGCACCCUAAGGAGAGACUGAAACUUAAUCGGCAGUCAGAGACCAUCGAUAUGAGAGACCCAUAUUGGCAGUACCUCAUAAUCGUCAGGGCUCUGAAUCGGUGCCGUCGGCUGCCUCAGGACUCGGCAGUAAUCGAUAUGGAUCAGCACGAGUCGGCAGCAGCACUAGAAAGUGAGGACGUGCACUUCACCCCCCCGGAGAACGAGACCUUGGAGGAUAUACUUCGGAACACGCCAAAAAAGAAGCCGCGACCAGGUGAUGAAUUACAUACAGACAUAUUUGAUCCCGCGAAGUACCAACAGGGUGAAGACUACAAUGACUUAGUCAUCAGAGACGAGUUGCAGGUCUCACACGUCAUGCAGCCAACAGAGGCCAGUCUUCUCAUAAUUGACGCGAAACGCGACUGGUUCAACAAUGUAGAGUAUCAGAGAGAGAAAGUCAAAUUGGCAUGUGAAAAGCUCCGCAUUGAGAGCACAAAAUUCCCCCGUAUGAGAGGAAUGAGACGCUCGACAACGCUAAAAUUUUGGCAACCAGUUGCGAUCUGGGCCCUAGUGGAAUUCAAACAGAAGGCGUUUCUUAAAGGUGCAAUGCUUGCAGAUGCGGUUGGAUUGGGGAAGACUUGGGAAACCAUAGGCUUCUUGCUAGCAAUCUGGACUGAGUAUAACGACAGGUGUGCGCAGGCUCAGCGGAAUGAAGAACAGUAUCCAAAAGGCAAACCAACGCUGAUUGUUUUACCUCCCGGCUUAGUGGCUCAGUGGGCGCAGGAAAUCAACGGGAUGACUGAUAUCUUCGACAUCUAUAUCUACCAUGGUGAUUACAGGGUACAGUCAUCGGUGAGCACAUAUAUGAUUGAUGAGAAAUUGACCCGCAACCACAUACUGUUUAACGGGGGCCCAGAGAGUGCAAGAGCUGUAGUGCUCACCUCCUAUGGCACACUCAAUACCAGAAAUGGACCGGCAGCUGCCAAAGCAGUCUUUGAAGGAAAAGGCCACAGAUUCAAUGCUCAAUCUCCCAGAAUGCCAGAUAAUUGGGAUUAUGAUCUGGCCGGUCUUUUUGGCAUCGCAGUGUUUGACGAAGCACAGACACUAAGGAACCCAUCAUCGUUCCUGUCCGUUGCUUGUCAUUGGUUAAAGGCAGACUGGAACUUCAUUUUAGACUUUAAGGGAUAUAUGCCCCUGUUGUUCAGAGACCCCCACGCAUGGAACACUGAGGAUUUUUUCAAAAUGGAAUCAGGCCACCCACUAGAGACAUACCUGUGUACGAACGUGGCAGUGCAUGAGAUGGUGCUCCGGCGGAUCCUUGCCGUCUUCAUGAUUAGGAGGAGCAUCACCUCGAGCGAAGACAUUCCUGGAUCCCAGAAGAAGCUGGUGCAGGUUGCCUUUGACAAGUAUGAAUUGUUCACAUACAAGGCAAGGGAAAAGAAACACAAACGUGGCUUGUUUGUCCGGGACAAAUACGACCAUAAAAAGUUUCACUGGAAUAGCAGUAAGCUGAGGGAUCUUGUGCUGCUAUCCUCUUGGCUGGGGUUCAUGUUUUUAACCCUCAAGCUACUUGAUCAAGGCAGAUUAGUAGAUACUUGGAUAACAUUGAUUGAGCAAAAGUCCAUUGUUGGGGAAGCUGUGACUGUCAAGGAGUUCUACAAAACAGCAAAGUCUCGCCUGGAGAGCGCUCCGGCCGCACGUCUCGAGUUCUUGCUGCGAGGCUCUCCAAAGAUGCGCGCCAUGCUGGCAACGAUCAGGGACCAGGUCCUCCUCUUUGAAGAAAAAGCAAUAGUUUGGGUCAUGUACCCAGCAGAACAGGUGUAUGUGGCCGCGGUUCUCCAGGAGGCUGGAAUAAGCUAUGGUGUGUUUCACGGUGGCCUGGACAGCAGUGAGCGAUAUAAAAUGACGGAGAGCUUUACAAGAGAUGACAGCGGCUAUAAGGUCCUAAUCAUGUUAUUUGCGGCUAACAGCUCAGGCCUGAACCUCCAGCACAAGUGUCGUAAUGUCCAUUUCUUUUCUCCAUCACUAUCUCAAGCGGUAAGGGAGCAGGCACAAGGAAGAUCAUGCCGCUUAGGCCAAGAUCGGAUUGUCUUGGUGUACGAAUACCGCGUCGAGGACUCGUUUAAUAUGUAUCUCGGCAACCGCACACAGAACAAGGCGUACUCCUCGCUCGUUAUCGAGAUGACUUCUUUAUCAGCCCAGGGUGACGGUGAUGCACAGUCCGAGGAUUGUACUGGCGACUUGAGUCGUUGGGUGAUCCGCAACGGGGAGUUGGUCCGUCUUGAAGAGGGUCAGGCUCCUGAUCCAAACGACAUACAGGAUUACGACAAGAUCUUUAAUAAAAUUGCCAGGGCGCUGCAAGGGGAGGCGGAAGAGGAAUGA
This is a messenger RNA of Aspergillus alliaceus, 3430 nucleotides long. RefSeq names its product P-loop containing nucleoside triphosphate hydrolase protein. Bases 359 to 3430 code for a protein of 1023 amino acids. NCBI's taxonomy places the organism in Eukaryota, Fungi, Ascomycota, Eurotiomycetes, Eurotiales, Aspergillaceae. The transcript has 8 exons. Gene Ontology annotation, molecular function: ATP-dependent chromatin remodeler activity; ATP binding. The record is from RefSeq and is a predicted model, not a curated record.